GCGCUCUGGUGAGGCAGAGCUUACAGAAGGGGAGAGAUGCGGCUUCGCUCGGAGCUCCAGCAUCAGUGAAGAUCAGCACCCAGCCGGGGCAUCUCAGAGCAGCAUGGUAGGACUAGAGACCCACUGCUGACACCAGCGUGACUGAUGAUGACAGCCCACGCGUGGGUUACCAUGCGCCACAGCCGCGCCGCUCUAGGAGGAAACACAGCCAUGUGAAAGUGACUCGAACGCCAGCAACUCUUGGACAUGUUUUCCAGGGCAAAGUCUGGAUUUCUUUCUGUGUUUGAACUUGUUUUUUUUCUCUUGGUAUUGAUCGGCUGUCCCGCACUCACCUAUCAGGCAAGGACUAAAGGCAGAUGGAACAAGGGGGGAUCCCGUCUGCGCCAGGAGGAUUCCCCACCCCGGAUUGUGGAGCACCCCUCUGACCUGAUCGUCUCCAAGGGGGAGCCCGCCACCCUCAACUGUAAAGCUGAGGGACGGCCAACCCCGACAGUGGAGUGGUACAAGGAUGCAGAGCGGGUGGAAACAGACAAAGACGACCCACGUUCCCACCGCAUGCUGCUGCCCAGUGGCUCCCUCUUCUUCCUGCGCAUCGUCCACGGACGACGGAGCAAGCCGGAUGAAGGAGCCUACGUCUGUGUGGCCCGGAACUACCUGGGAGAAGCCGUCAGCCGCAACGCCUCUUUGGAAGUAGCAUGUGAGUCACUCUCCUGGGGCGUGCUGUGUCUCAAACAGGGACUAGGUCCAUGA
Messenger RNA from Notothenia coriiceps (black rockcod), 750 nucleotides. Its product is annotated as roundabout homolog 2-like. The record is from RefSeq and is a predicted model, not a curated record. The coding region runs from base 247 to 750 and encodes 167 amino acids. Gene Ontology annotation, cellular component: axon; plasma membrane. The transcript has 3 exons. Gene Ontology annotation, biological process: homophilic cell-cell adhesion; axon guidance; dendrite self-avoidance. NCBI's taxonomy places the organism in Eukaryota, Metazoa, Chordata, Actinopteri, Perciformes, Nototheniidae. Gene Ontology annotation, molecular function: cell-cell adhesion mediator activity.